Molecule: messenger RNA, 2959 nt
Organism: Papilio polytes (common Mormon)
Lineage: Eukaryota; Metazoa; Arthropoda; Insecta; Lepidoptera; Papilionidae
Product: protein FAM160B1-like
Exons: 13
Coding region: 105-2789 (894 amino acids)
Source: RefSeq, a predicted model, not a curated record
GUAAUAAAAUAAAAUAUAAAAAUGCUGUGAACCAAAACAUUUAUUAAAAUUCUAUACAGCUAAUAAACAGUUAAAUGUAUGUAAUGUAAAUUACAAAAGCAAAGAUGCUUAGCAGAUUUUCCGAUGUUCUACAAACCGCUGCCGAUGUCCUCGCGCCACCGGCUUCUAGGUUGGAGGACUUUCAAUACCAUUGGAAAAUGAUAAUCCAUUUCUAUCAGAAUUACGAUGAUUCUAAUAAAAUUCACAUAGAAGAUACAAGGAUUCCUCAUCAUUUUCAUCAGAUGUUGCAGCUCAUAGUAGAUGAAGAGAAGGAACAACAAGGUGGUACUGUAGGUCCUUGCUUAGAAGCUGUAGUUCAGCGGUCAAUAUGCUGGUUAGAUGCACUUACAGCACUCGCGGCAGCCGACAGACCGCCAGGUGCGAGGUCACUAGCCUUAACCACAGGAACUGCGUUGUUACGUCGGACAAGACAACCUUGUGUUAACAGUGCACAUGUGUUUAGGCCCUUACAGAGGAUGUUAAUACAAUGCAAUGAAAAUCCAGCUUCACCGACUGAAAGAGAAGAAGUGGAACUAUUACUGACUCUAUGUGGACUUGUGAGGAAAGAGCCGGGUCUUGCCAAUAUAUUCACAACACCUUACGUAGAAGAUAAAUCAAGCUUGCUAAGCAUACCAGAAGAUAUACAAAAGCUUAUACCGUUGAAAAGUAAAGUGCAAAUGCCAAAAAAGAAUCCGUUGUUCGAAGUUGAAAUGAUGCCAAAUCCAAUGAAGAAUAUAUCUAUAGUCAGAACUAAUUCUAAAGAAGAUAGUGUUACAAAAUCUAAUAGUUCAGUUGCAGAAGAUAAUGCUUCUUGUAAAAGUCAGAAAACAGUCUACGAGGACAAUGAUAAGUUUCUAUUGAUUGAUUUGUUGCUGUCUUAUUUGAAUAGCGCUGACAACCAGGUUGUCCUGCGAGCAUGUGAAGGUAUAAUGAUAGUAUCAUCAUUACCAGAAGAUGAUAUCGCUAACUUGGUGACCAGCUGCAGUCCUGUCUGUGAGACUAUUAUAGACAAACUGGCGGAGAAAUACAAGAGUAUACCGCCUCACGUGGAUCCUAAUGAUGUAGACCAUUUGAAUAUAACUUGGGCAUAUGUGGCACAGGAUUUUGGUGACAAGGGCUAUAAUAAAUUCAAUGGUUACCGAGAGCUGACAAGUUUCUUCUCAUGGCUGGAUUAUUGUGAUACCUUGAUGAAGGAGUGCCACCCCGCGAUCGCGGCGCACCUUUCGCGAACGUUCCGCGCGCAGUUCCUGGAGGCGGCGGGCGAGCGCGCGCUGCGCGGGGCGCGCGGGGCCGCGCUCGCCGCCGCCCUCCUCGCCAAGUGUCUGCGUGUUGUAGACUCACAGGAAUUGAUCAAUGAGUUCUCCAACUGGCUGGUGGGCGAGGGCGAGAUGUGCGAGUGGCCGCUGCUGUUGGCGCUCAUCGACAGUUGCCUCAGCGACGACCACGACCUCACGCUGGAAAUGUUGAGGUUUUUUGAGACAAUAAUAGAGAAAGGAACAGAACACAGUAUCAACAGGCUGGUCCUCUCCCGCGUGUGUUCUAGAGGAUACUUUUCACCGCAGCCUCUUCUAGAAGAUGACGAGAGGGAUAGACUGAACGAUCUAUCGCUGUCGAGAGAACGAGAGAGGAAUAGGGAAGCUAUGAAGCAGCUGCAGCACGAGGAGCAGGUGUCGGAGCAGAUCAGCGACAUCCUGCAGCAGGAGGGCGUCACCACCAAGGAACCGGAUAUCGACAACAUACAUAGAGUUAUUAACAGUUUCCUGUUGCUGUUGCCGCGCGCCGUGCUGUCGGACCCCGUGGGCGCGGACUACGAGCAUUACAUACACGACGCGCAGAGACACUAUCAGCUCUGGUUGGAUAUCACGUCGACGUUUAGUUGGCCGACGGAACAAGGAGAUAAUACUGCGAGCUCCACUCAUAGCUACGAUAGUAGGCCCGAAGCGGAUAUACACCUGGAUGUAUUCCAGCCGUUACACGCCAUAGAUAGGGAGUGGAGCAUAAACAACGCAGAUACCAGAGACAAUGGCCAUGUUAAUGACAGUGAUGCCAGAGAUAAUGGCCAUAGCAAAGACCGUAAUAUCAGAGAUAAUGGCCAUAGCAAAGAAAGUAAUACCACGGUUAAUAGCCAUGCUAUAGACAAUAGUAAUACCAGAGACAAUGACCAUGGUAAAGACAGUAAUACUAGAAAUGAUGGCCAUUCCAAAGACAGUAAUACCAGAGAUAAUGUCCAUACUAUAGACAAUAGUAAUACCAGAGACAAAACUGAAUGUUUCUCCCAAAAAUUAGUCAUUCGUUCUCGAGAUCUACCUUCAUUCUCAUCAAACGAAGAUUUCGAUGAAGGUCCCUUCUUCAGAAUGCUUUUCAAACUUCUCUCGGAAAUGCAUCUCCGACCUUAUCAAGUGAAUUUGCACCUUACCUCUAUAAUAUCAAAGUUGGCUUUGAUGCCGCAUCCUUAUUUACAUGAAUAUUUAUUGAAUCCAAUGUUGCCAACCGCUAAGAAGACACAGACUUUAUUCAAAACGUUGCAAGAGCUGGCGAGGAAGUUGACUAUGGAGAUACCGAGGAUAAAGAAUUAUAAGAAGGUGAUAGAAAAUACUAGAAUGCAGCUGAUGAGUGAAGAUCCCAGUUAUGAUGAGUGUGAUGACCACAACCAAUUGGUCGAAAGUUUAAUCGUUCUAGAAGAGUUCUGCAAAGAGCUGGCCGCCAUCGCUUUCGUCAAAUACCAGCACAGCGUGCAGAUGCACAGAUGAAAGUGUAAAAAGUAAUCGAAUAUUUGAAAAAUGCAUAAAAAAGUACAUUAUUUUUUUUGCAAAUCAAUUUUUUUGCCUGUCAAAGUAUUAUCGUUAGAGCUUUUUGUAUUUUUGUAAUUGCAGAGAUUGAAAAAUAAAUUAUGAAAAAAAAAUCAAGAUUAAAAAUAUUG